CAAUGAGCUCCAACCCUUUGCAAAUCGUUGACUUCAAGCAGCGCGACGAGCACAAGAUUGCCUCUGAGCUCCUCGAUGCUGCCAUGAAUCAGGGCUUUUUGUUCAUUGAUGGCCACGACUUCUCUCAGGACGAGGUCUCUCAUCUCUUUCUCAUCUCCAAACACUUUUUCGAUUUGCUGCUUGCAGAAAAAACACAAAUCCCUAUCGAUGAACAAAAUUUUGGCUACUCAGACCUCUUUGGUGAGUUGUUGGACGAAAAAUCAAACAACAAAAGGGGUGAUCCCAAGGAAGCCUUCAAUUUUGCAAAUUUGAAUUUCGAAUCUGGUCUUCCCAGCCAUGAUUUACCAGAUUUUUUCACAAAUGAUAACGACAAGAUGGUUUUCAUUUCAAACAUAAUUAAAAAACUUUACAAUGUUAGCAUCAAGAUAUUAUACUAUUUAGCUCUUGCUUUAAAUAUCGAUGAUUCAAAAGGUGGCAAAAAUUGGUUUAUUGAUCGUCAUCGACCAGAUAAGAAAUCUGGCUCUGUCUUUCGAUUUCUAAAAUACCCCAGCUUGAAGUCCAUUGAUUCGGAAAAUUUGGUUAGAGCAGGUGCUCACACCGACUAUGGUGGAUUGACUUUAUUGUUCCAACAGGAAAAUCAAGAAGGCUUGCAGAUAUUUUUCUCAUCUUCAAAAAAAUGGGAGAGUGUUCCAUACAUCGACUCCAUUUACAAAAAUAAAUCCUCGGCUCCGCCAAUCAUCGUUAACAUUGCCGACCAACUCUCUUACUGGACCAAUGGCAUCUUAAAAUCAACCAUCCACAGAGUCCAAUUCCCCAUUAAAAGCAUCGAACAAAACAAGGAUCGUUAUUCCAUUGUUUUUUUCAGCCAUCCUGAAGAUGAAACUGCAUUGGUUCCAAUUCCAAGCGAUUUUGUAAAUCAAGUCAAAAACAGAGGUGCUUCAAACUCAAAGGAAGUUCUCACUGCCAAACAACACUUGGAUAGACGUUUGGCUGCCACUUAUGGCUGGAAGACUUACUAG
Molecule: messenger RNA, 1019 nt
Organism: Ascoidea rubescens DSM 1968
Lineage: Eukaryota; Fungi; Ascomycota; Saccharomycetes; Ascoideales; Ascoideaceae
Product: Clavaminate synthase-like protein
Exons: 1
Molecular function (GO): dioxygenase activity
Source: RefSeq, a predicted model, not a curated record